CUUGGUUGGAGCCACGGCCUCGCCGUUUGCGCCAUGCAGUCCUGCGGACAGCUGUGUUCUUGGCUGUGCCAAAGCCGCACAGCCCGCACAGCAAGGUCUCCUCGUGCCUCUGCGAAGGCUGCACGGACUGUGGUGGAGGAGUCAUGGGAGAACUACAUCCUCGAGAAGAAGGCGGAAGAGGGCUUCCAUUCCCCCCGAAGCAGCACGGCAGCUUCCUGUCCAUCCACUCCGUCCAUUGGAUGCACCCCAAAGGCUGCAUGGGCUGUGGUGGAGGAAUCGUGGGAGAAUUACAUUCUCGUGAAGAAGGCAUCUUGGGCCUCGCAGGGCUUCCAUUCCCCGGGAAGCAGCACCGCACCUUCCUGUCCAUCCACUCCAUCCACUGGAUGCAGCCCAAAGGUACCGUGCAUCCCAACGCAGCAAGCGGCCGUGGGCGAUGGUCGGCCCGGGUCGACGUCACUGCUGCAGGGCUUCAUCCGGCUUCAGAAGGAAGCGAAGGUGUUCCAACAACAAGUGGAGCAGACCCCGCCCUGCCAGGAUGGCGAUGGCAGGCUCGAUGAAUUGCUACAGGGCUUCAUCCGGCUUCAGAAGGAAGCGAAGGUGUUCCAACAACAAGUCGAGCAGACCCCGCCCAGCAAGGGAGUUCGAGAAGUGCUGCCAAAGGUGCAGGCACGAGAACUUCUCAAUCAGCUCAAGAACGACACAAUGAAAAGGAGGAAAUUUCGAAAGCUCCUGGGACAAUGGCGUCAGCCAGAAGUGAAGGAUACCUCUGCGAUCUUCCAGCUACUACAGCAAGGACAGGAAUUUGUCGAUUGAAUUGGGAGAACGCGCGCAGUGCCACAAUGUGUGCUGCGUUUCUGCUAAAUGAGUUCAAUGAAAUUCGCAAAACAAGGGGGGAGUUGAAAUUUUGUGGUCCCACGCAACUGAUUAAUCAGAGAUCAGGGGAUCUGCAGCAUGUGCUUUCU
Molecule: messenger RNA, 962 nt
Organism: Cladocopium goreaui
Lineage: Eukaryota; Dinophyceae; Suessiales; Symbiodiniaceae
Source: the annotation of a GenBank genome assembly